Molecule: messenger RNA, 3515 nt
Organism: Rattus norvegicus (Norway rat)
Lineage: Eukaryota; Metazoa; Chordata; Mammalia; Rodentia; Muridae
Source: RefSeq, a predicted model, not a curated record
GCACACACACCAACACUCACAUACACCCCCGUACACACACACCAACACACACACACCAACACACACGCAACACAAACACACCAGCACACACACCAACACACACACCAACACACACACACCAACACACACGCCAACAUAAACACACCAGCACACACACACACCAACACAUACACACACAUCAACACACACACCCCAACACACGCACACACACCAACACUCACAUACACCCCCGUACACACACCCCAACACACACACACACACCAACACUCACAUACACCCCCGUACACACACCCCAACACACACACCAACACACACGCCAACACAAACACACCAGCACACACACACCAACACACACACCAACACACACACACCCCAACACACGCACACACACCAACACUCACACACACCAACACUCACAUACACCCCCGUACACACACCCCAACACACACACACCAACACACACGCCAACACAAACACACCAGCACACACACACCAACACACACACACCAACACACACACACCCCAACACACGCACACACACACACCCCAACACACGCACACACACCAACACUCACAUACACCCCCGUACACACACCCCAACACACACACACCAACACACACACACACACACACACACACAUACACACACACGUUUUCCAGAGUGAACAACAUUUCAAUAGCAGUCUGUCACGUUCCCAAGCUUGAGUAUUUCCCAGUGGUAGGAAGUCAAAGAGGAGGACCCUGUGGGCUUGGAGAGACACCCACUAGGUGGCCCCACAUGUCAUGGUCAUUUGUAUUACUGGGAACUACAGUUCUGUUGCUGGGUGGUUUGAAGAGAUCAUCCAUCCAGUCUUGCGGUUACUGCCAAAGGCCAGGAUUUGCUAAUCAGGUUUGCCCAUUACAGAUGCGUGAGGGUUUGUAAGGCGAGGUCCUCCCAGCUUGUGUGGUAUUGGUGUGUUCAGUUGUGGUUCUCCUGUUUGUGACUUAAUAUUUGAGCCUUUGUGGACAUCUCCACUUAGGAGGGAAAGAAGGUUCUAUGUGAAUUACAUGCACACGCGUGAGGAUUGUUAGAUCAGAGGAUCCCUGCCACAUCUAUGUCUCCUAACUGGCUUCUGAGGUUAGACCAUGUGAGCAUACCUCCCCCCAAACAAAGCCAGCCUGUCACGAACUGGGUCUGUGUACUGUAGACAAACUGGGUAAUUGGCCUCUCCGCCUCCUCACCCAAAACAAACACUCGCAAACGCCCGCCUCCACGCUGGCAGGAUCUGCCUGUCAUCUGGGCACCCCGCUCCUUCUCUGGCUGUCUCCGACCCUGUAGACGCGGUAGGCCUUGCCCUCGCUCGCCCGGGUCGCCACAGCCUCCGUCUCGGGAGCGCGUGGGCGUCUGCCAAGGUGUGGAAGCUGCGGGAAGGAAGUACGGGGAGCUGGUGUCCUCCGGCUGGAGCUCUGCUUCUGGGGACCGCUCGCCUGCGCGGGUGACGGCGGCCGGCGUGCAGAUUCGCCCGGUUCUUUCCGCGGAGCCAGGCGUGGACGUCGCUGCCCCGCUGACACCCAAGGGACCGGGAGAAGCCAGCGGGCGUCGGCAGGAGCCCGUGCAGAACGAGAUGGAGGCUGCGAGAGGGGACGUGCGGGCCGGCGCCGUGUAGCCCGCGGGCCCCGGGUCUGGACCUUGUCGGGACGCUUUGGGGGCGUGCGAGCAGGGCCCUCCCCCGGGCUGCCAUGGAGGUGCCCAAUGUCAAGGACUUCCAGUGGAAGCGCCUUGCUCCACUGCCCAGUCGCCGGGUCUACUGCUCACUGCUGGAGACCGGGGGGCAGGUAUAUGCCAUCGGGGGAUGUGAUGACAAUGGCGUCCCCAUGGACUGCUUCGAGGUCUACUCUCCCGAGGCCGACCAGUGGACCUCCCUGCCCUCUUUGCCCACAGCCCGCGCUGGGGUAGCAAUUACUGCCCUAGGAAAGCGGAUUAUGGUGAUCGGGGGUGUGGGCACCAAUCAACUGCCUGUGAAGGUCGUGGAAAUGUACAAUAUCGAUGAGGGCAAGUGGAAGAAGAGGAGCGUCCUGCGUGAGGCUGCCAUGGGCAUUUCUGUCACAGCCAAAGAUUAUCGAGUGUAUGCCGCAGGAGGGAUGGGCCUGGACCUACGUCCUCACAACUACUUACAACACUAUGACAUGCUAAAGGACAUGUGGGUGUCACUAGCACCCAUGCCCACCCCAAGAUAUGCUGCCACCUCCUUCCUCCGAGGCUCCAAGAUCUAUGUGCUGGGGGGACGACAAUCUAAGUAUGCAGUCAAUGCCUUCGAGGUCUUUGAUAUAGAGUCUCGGUCCUGGACCAAGUUCCCCAACAUUCCCUGUAAGCGGGCCUUCUCCAGCUUUGUGACCCUGGACAACCACUUGUACAGCCUGGGAGGCCUGCGGCAGGGUCGUCUGUACCGGCAGCCCAAGUUCCUCCGGACAAUGGAUGUGUUCGACAUGGAGCAGGGGGGAUGGCUGAAGAUGGAACGCUCAUUUUUCCUCAAGAAGCGCCGGGCAGACUUUGUGGCUGGUGGCCUGAGCGGACGGGUCAUAGUGGCCGGGGGCCUUGGAAACCAGCCCACUGUCCUGGAGACAGCAGAAGCAUUCCACCCUGAGAAGAACAAGUGGGAGGCCCUCCCCCCCAUGCCCACGCCCCGCUGUGCCUGCUCCAGCAUCGUCUUCAAGAACUGCCUCCUGGCCGUGGGGGGUGUCAGCCAGGGACUGAGCGAUGCGGUAGAGGCACUGUUUGUCUCUGACUCCUAGCUGGCCCGAGCAGCACCUUUGCCUGGACAGCGUCACUCCACUCCUGACAUGAGGAAUGGUCUCAUCAAAGCACUUUGGACGACUUCCUCAGCCUCCAGGUCUUGUUAGGAGACAGCGAGGUCAAGCCCUGGGGCUCUCCCUCUAAACGUGCAAUCUCAGAAAGUAUAGCCGAUUCCAACAGUCAGUGCUGGGCUGUGGACUGGGAAGAAACCUCACUCAGUGAUCAGAUAUUGCAAGGCAUGGGAAAGUUCCCUCCUCUCCCCUGCCUCCUGGGGUGGAGGGCAGUUGUCACCCAGAGGGGAAGCCAUUGCUGUCCUUCCCUAUCUCUGAGGUAGUCUGAGUGUCAUGAGGUAAACUAACGAAGAACAGGGCACCCCAACCCUUGUUUCUCUUUGGUUGAUGGUCCCAUAUAGAAGUCAGCUGUGGGCCUGCUCCAGAUCUCACCUACUUAUCAGGAAUUGAGCUGGAAGCUAGGGCAGUUGGGUAGGAAGGAAGUUGGAGGCUCGCACACCAGGCCAACAGCUUGGGCAGAAAGGACCCUUCCUCUCAGGUCCCUGGUGAUGGAGCGUCAAUAUCUUCUGUAUUCUGUCUUCCGCCACCUUCUCCCAGCCUGAGGCCUGGCUACUCUGUGCCCAACAGCUCUCAGAGUGUUUCUGUGUGAGACUGUCUCAUUUACACUGUGGCUUCCAAAUCCACUAAGGGUGGAUUAAUUGCACCCUGGUUAAUAACAGCAGCACAAUUGA